CUUGAGAGCAAGCGAACCAAGCGGGUUCACAGAAAAGCGCGUCAUGGGACUUCCGAGUUGUCGAUGUGGCCUGGCGCUUCGUCGCUACGCCUGUCUAAGUUCAGCCCGGCACGUCGCUUCGCUGCAAUGGCCGGCGAGAAGCUUCAGCAAUUCCACCUCGAGGCGUAAUGCAGGCGUUGCGCCGGAGAAGAAGGCUCAGUUAAUGGACGCCUGGUCACAAUACCGAGAGCGAGUUCAACUGCCACUCGAGAACGGCGCCAACGGUCGAUACGUGGGCUCAAUAGGCAAGCGUCGCAAAAUCAGCAAGCAUCUUUCCUUUGCCGAUCUGACGCUCCCCUCCGGCCAGGUGUACCAGCUGUGCGCAAAGCACGAGCACGACGCAGAGGCACACAACAAGUUCAAGAACGUCCUGGCGCAUGCGCCCGUGCUAGUUACAGGCGACCUUGAACCCGCGAGCGAACCGGGCGCGAACCCGACUAUCAACCUGCGAGACAUUCAGACCUUGAACGAUGCACCAAGCAACCUCGUUGUGACGCCGGAGACAGUCUUCCCGCCAGCAAAGAGGCACCUGCAGAUGAAAUUUCAUCCGGAGAUCCAGGCCAGACUACGAUUUAGGUCGUGGCUCAAAGGGGUGUUGAACAAUGAGCUUCUGAACAAGGGUUUCACCGAGGUCGAAACGCCGACGCUGUUCAAAUCAACACCGGAAGGCGCUAGGGAGUUCUUGGUGCCAACGCGGCAAAAGGGUCUGGCAUAUGCGCUCACCCAGAGCCCACAGCAGUACAAGCAGAUACUUGUCGCAAGCGGAAUUGGACGAUAUAUGCAAUGGGCUCGUUGCUACCGCGACGAGGACUCGAGAGCCGACCGCCAGCCCGAAUUCUCGCAGCUGGACAUGGAGUGGGCUUUCGCAAAGGCAGAGCACGUGCAGAAGGAUGUUGAGGAUAUUGUCCUGAAAUCGAUCAGACUUCUCCAGCCAGACAAAAGCUACCGAACUUUCCGUGAUGGGGCACGGAUACCAGUGUUGUCGAAUUUGGAAACACAAGAGAAUGGUGGACCGCCAGCGCACUCUUUUGCGAGGUUGACAUUUGCCGAGGCCAUUGAAAUGUACGGUUCUGACAAGCCGGAUCUACGUAUACCUGGGCGGGUGAGUCCAUUAAUCGAAGGCCAGCGUGCUGAACUGACUAAACAGAUCAACGCGAUCCCGAUCCCUGACUCUGCAAAGCACUUUGUCAGCAUGAUCACCCACCUUGAAGACCCCCUUGUAGAAGCCUUCAGCUUUUCUCUGAGCGAGGACCUCCCGCCAUCUCAGGUUCAACGGCUAAUUGUGGACUUCAUGGACGGGCUUCCGAAAGAGUUUACAAAGAACCCACACGGAAUGCCGCAGAUUUUGAUACAUGAUUCUAGCAAACCUCUGGGUGGUUUUUCCUCUAUCGGCCACGACAACGAAAGCAUCGUAAGUGCCGCGUCUAACGGGCAGGAGCUCAAAGACGGCGAUAUUGUCGUUCUCCAGGCCCGACCUGUCCAGAAUGGCCAGUACACAUCGUCUUCUACCAAAAUUGGUGACCUCAGACGACUUCUUUGGUCACACCUCGUCGAGAACGAAGCCAUGAGUCGGCCACCCCAGUUAGGCGAACCAGAUUCGCUCAAGUUUGCGUGGAUCACCGAGUUCCCAAUGUUUCAACCUAUCGAGUCUGACGAACCUUGGAAGGCCAUCGACGCCCACGCUGGCAUCGCAGCGUGCCAUCACCCCUUCACAGCGCCUCUCGGCAAGGCCGAUCUCGAGUGUCUCUUCACGGACCCAUUGCAGUCCAAGAGCGCUGCCUAUGAUCUCGUUCUCAAUGGAACAGAAGUAGGCGGGGGUAGCGAGCGUAUACACAUUGCGGCAAUCCAGUCCUUUAUCAUGCGUGACAUUCUCAGAAUGUCGGACGAAAGAGUGGCAGACUUCAAGCAUUUAUUCGACGCCCUAGAGAGUGGCUGCCCGCCGCACGCUGGAUUCGCGUUAGGCUUUGACCGGCUGUGUGCCCUGUUGACAGACACGAGUACGGUCAGAGAUGUGAUCGCCUUUCCCAAAGGCGGAAAGGGUGAAGACCCCUUUGUCAAAGCACCUGGAAAGGUGACCGAACAGCAGUUAAAGGAGUACGGCCUGAGAUGGCGUGACUAAUGUGUAAAUGUAUACUCUUGUAUGUAUAUGUACAGUUCGUGUGUUAGCUGGAGGAAUUAGAAGACUUUGCUGGCCUUGUGUCCUUCGCUGCCAAAAUCUUCUUGAUAACAUGAUGAGACACUCGUUCCAUUAGACCCAAUGGCUGACAACGUGAAGCGACCGCAUCAAAGACCCCCAAUGUUACAUCCAGGAUAUUUUUGAAAUGCUUGCCGAAGAUUUGAUGACAUCGCCGUUGCGCAUUCCCAGCUCCAGGGUAAGCUACGCAACAGUGACCAGCAGUGCGGAUAGUCGCCGCGGGCAAUUUGCGAUAUUGCGUACUGUGGUUGAACAUUGCUGUCAUCCCUAUGUCUC
Messenger RNA from Emericellopsis atlantica, 2509 nucleotides. Its product is annotated as tRNA synthetases class II-domain-containing protein. Gene Ontology annotation, cellular component: mitochondrion; cytoplasm. The transcript has 2 exons. Gene Ontology annotation, biological process: aspartyl-tRNA aminoacylation. Gene Ontology annotation, molecular function: aspartate-tRNA ligase activity; ATP binding. Bases 44 to 2158 code for a protein of 704 amino acids. The record is from RefSeq and is a predicted model, not a curated record. Lineage: Eukaryota; Fungi; Ascomycota; Sordariomycetes; Hypocreales; Bionectriaceae.